AUGGCACGAUCGUCGCUCGUCACGUCAUUAGCAGCAGUGAACAAAGAUGAAGAAAAGCAGGCGGUAACCGCAAGUAACAUUCCGAUUAUAACAACAUCGGAAAAUGAAACAAAAACAAAUGUCGAUGAUAUUGUACAAUCUAAUGAUAAUGGAGAAAAAUCAACCAAAUUAUUUGUUGUUGUUUCAGAUGCUGAUCCAGCGUGUUCAGAGGAGAGUAGACCUGAGAAGCCGGAUCGACGUUUGUUGAAUGUUGACGAAUGUGAAGUAUCCGAGCCGAUGACGCCAGUCCCAUACCGCCAACGAUCAUCGACAUGUUCUAGUCAAAACUUUCUUCGUCCUCGCGAUCAGAAUUCGAAAAAGAUUCUUAAAGAUGCAAUUCGUCGUCGAAGUUGGAUGGUUUUUCAAUCGCAGAAUUCGUCACCGAUCGAAGUUGUACUGCCUUCUCCACCGGUAACUAACAUGUGCCGUUUACGUCGUUAUCGAAUCAGUCUUUCCGAGCCAAGUUUAACUUCUCAUCAAAUCAAUCCGUCGUAUCAAACAAGUCCAUCGGUAAAAUCGUCUCCGCGAACGUCGUCAGCAUCAACAACAACUCAAACCAUUUCAUUAUUAACACGUUAUCCAAGCGCACGUCGUUCAAACUUAACCGGUAUGAAUUUAGGCAACAUCAAACAUUCUUUCAGAAAGCAACUCUCACCUCGUCAACAAACACUCUCAGUCAGUACUCCCGAGCCAAAUCAAGACUUGAAUGUACUUGAUGAUGAUGUUAAUCGUCGAUGGUCAUUAACCUCUGUGCCAUCGUCGAGUGGUUAUGGAACGACAUCUCCACCAAGUUCACAGUACUCAUCAUUCGAACGUCUUCAACAUCAUCUUUGUUCAUGUAAACAACAAUCGGAUACGAAUCCAUUGGAUGGUUUUCAACAUUUGGAAUCCCGGUCUAUAUCUAUGUCGUUACUCGAUGCAAACGUGUGUUCUUCACCCAGCAAAUUGAUGUUCAUUCCCGACCAAGAUAUGAACACAAUGGCGUAUAUUUACAAAGAACGUUAUCCAAAAGCAAAAAUUCAAAUGGAAGAACGCUUGCAAAGUUUUAUUGAUACGCACAAAGUAGUCGAUAAGUUUGAUUAUUGUUCCGACGGUUCAGCUCGAUUUAUUCACAAUCAAAUUGUUGAAUUAGCUAAAGAUUGUUUAAAUAAGUCUACAAACGAAUUAAUCACCAAUUUGUACUUCAACGAAAUGACCGACAAUCUCGAAAGAUUAUUGCUCAAUGCUCAAGAAAAAUGUCCUCAUGCUGUCGAAGAUCUUCAAGGCAUUGUUCGAAAGCUACUCUUGAUCACCGCGAGAUCAGCUCGUCUUUUAGAAUGUUUACAUUUCGAUCCAGAAAAUUUUCUUCGGACACUCGAAGAAGUCGAGUGUCAAGCGAAGACCAUCACUAAUGUUAAACAAGACAUUCCCAAGUACAUCUGCUCACAAUUAAAUUUAGAAAGAAAUCCAUUCGACGUCAUCGAUGGCUUACAGGUAACCGACUCAAGUGAACAGUCGGAGGAGAAAAGUUUAACCAAUACAUCUGUAACUGACAAUGAAAAUGACUCUUUAAUUGAAUCGAAUUACUUAACCAUCACACCGAAUACUAUAUUUCCAUCGCUGGAACGUUCAACGUCAAUGAAAGGACCAUGUGAAGAAGAUUUUGAAGUAUUAAAAUUAAUCUCGAACGGAGCCUACGGUGCUGUGCAUUUAGUUAAGCAUCGGCAAACGCAAGAACGCUAUGCGAUGAAGAAGAUUUCCAAAACUCAUCUAAUCCUUCGAAAUCAAAUUGAACAAGCAUUUGUUGAACGUGACAUAAUGACAUUUACGGACAAUCCAUUUGUUGUUGCUCUCAUAUGCACGUUCGAAACGAAGAAUCACUUAUGUUUAGUCAUGGAAUAUGUCGAAGGAGGUGACGUGGCAACAUUAUUGAAGAACAUCGGUGGACCAUUGAAUAUCGACAUUGCACGAAUGUAUUUUGCCGAAACAACAUUAGCUGUUGAAUAUCUCCAUUCGUAUGGAAUCAUCCAUCGGGAUCUAAAACCAGACAAUCUGUUAAUAACAGCAGUGGGUCAUAUAAAACUGACCGAUUUCGGUCUUUCGAAAAUCGGUCUCAUGUCAUUAACAACCAAUUUCUACGAAAAACAUACUGAUAAAGAAACCAAAGCAUUUAAUGAUAAGCAAAUAUGUGGCACACCAUCGUACAUCGCACCCGAAGUCAUUUUAAGACAAGGCUAUGGCAAAGCGGUGGAUUGGUGGAGCAUGGGAAUUAUUCUUUAUGAGUUUUUAGUUGGCAUACCACCUUUUACUGGUAAUACACCUGAUGAAUUAUUUGCCAAUGUGAUCAGUGGAGAAAUUGAUUGGAGUCCACUGAUGUCGGAUGGCGAGGAAAAUUUUUCGGAAGAUGAAGUUUUGUCAGGUGCGAAACAUUUAAUCGAACAAUUACUCGAACCCGAUCCGUCGAAACGCUUGGGAUCAUUGGCUGGUGCGUAUGAAAUUCGUUCACAUCCAUUCUGUUCCUGCAUUAAUUGGAGUUCACUAUUGCGGGAGAAAGCAGAUUUCGUUCCUGUAUUGGAAUCUCCGGAUGAUACAUCAUAUUUCGAUACAAGACAAGAUCGUUACAAGCAUUCUGAUGAUGAAGAUGAUCAUAGUUUAUCGAAUAAUGAUUCAGAUUCUUUGUUUGCAUCAUUCUCUUCGGUUUCAAUCAAAUAUGCUUCGGAAUUAUCGGGCACACACAAGCAACCGAAGAGUAAUCGUGGUUCUGUGUCAUCAACGGAUGUAUCUCGAGCAAACUCCUGCACGGAAUCGACGAGCUCGUUCCAAAUUGAUUUUCCCAAUGAAUUUCAAAUCUCGUCAAUGAAUAAAUCAAUGAGUGACGACAAAGCCGAACCAGUCUUUGGUUCUGGAACUUUUGAGCCAAUUCCAGUGUCUUCCGAUGAGUCUGAAUCGUCAUCAUCGACGAAGAAGGCGGGCGAGAAUGAUGAAAAGAAAUCUUCACCUUCGUCAACCAAACAUUAUAAGCAACGAAAAAUUUCUGUGAAACUACUCGAACAACAGAAUUCAGUGGAUAGUAGUGAUGACAAUCAUCAAGAAAAGAAUAAAUCUCGUUAUUCGAGAAAAACUCGAAUACCUCGAACACUAUCUCCUAUUCAAUCCAAGCAAAAUACGAAUUUAAUCACUCCCAUUGUAUCGAUAUCCAAUGAACAUUGUUCAUCAGCACAUAAACCAGGGAAUUGCCCUAAUCAACAACAGAAACAACAACGUUCGUUUCCACGAUCGCUUUCAAAGUCAUUUUCAUCAUCAUCUUCUUCCUCAUCGCCGCCACCACCACCGUUUUGCAUUCAAAAUCAGGAUGAUCGGUCAUGUCGUCAAGCAUAUCGUCAAAACAUGACUUUUUCACCCCUCGAACACGACGCAUAUUCAUCUAGGACGCUGUCACCAAGUCAUUCGAUUAAAAAUAAUCUUCGGCCACUGAUUAUCAUACAUCGAGGCCCACGUAGUUUCGGUUUUACAUUACGGGCUGUCAAAGUCUUUCAUGGUAACACAGACUACUAUACCACUCAACAUGUGGUUGUUGCUGUUCAUGGUCCAGCGGCUGAAGCUGGUCUGAAACCAAAUGACGUCAUUACGCAUGUGAAUGAACGUCCUGUUGCUGGUUUACUUCAUUCCGAAGUAGUGAAAUUGAUUCUGAGUGGCUCAGAAACAUUGUCCAUUCGAGCCAUACCUUGUUCGGAAACGCAGAUACGUACUGGUGGUCGACGUCGUUCGCCAUCGAAACAGAAACUACGUUAUUACCAACAAUCGGAAAAGAAAUCUUCUACAGCACCUACACAUCAAUCAUAUUGUCAAAAGCAUUCAAUGAAUUCUUCAGGAACAAAUACAUUAACUACCAAUGGAACUAAUUCCAAUCGAAAAAACUCGCAAAGUACAUCUCUUUUUCGACGUUUAAGUGAAAGAAAAGUUGCUCGAGAUAUGGAAGCUGCAGCUGCAGCUGGCGGAGGAAUUUCGCUAACAAUUCCGACUGCAUAUCCGAAUCCCACUCCAAGCAAUGCAUUGCCAACUUCAACAACUCCAACCAACGUUCUUUCAUCCUCUUUGCCAGUCCUCUUAUACAAUAAUCCAUCAAUCUCGGGUGCCAACAACGAACGCUCUCCAUCCUCCCAUCAUGAACUCGACCCUUCAGAGUGGCCACCCUUAAAUCAAUUGACAUUAUCCACCAAUGAAUCUAAUUCAUCACAAACUACUACACUACCAUCGAUUCUCAAACAAAAAUCUCAAACCUCAAACCCACCAUUGAUUAAAUCGGCUUCCGCAAACCAGGAGCCGAUUCGUCCAUCUCUAUGUAAAACAACGUCCGAACCUCCACGGUUAUUUCAUCAGAAUAGUACGAACAGCGAUGAAAUACACGUUCCGUUUCGACGAAAUCACUAUUACGCACCGAUAAAUUCAUCGCCCAAAACAUCAAGAAGGAAACUUAUUCGCCAAAGAUCCAUGCGUAGUCCUCCACCGCCCGUACGUUACCGUAAUCUCAAUUAUUAA
Molecule: messenger RNA, 4557 nt
Organism: Adineta ricciae
Lineage: Eukaryota; Metazoa; Rotifera; Eurotatoria; Adinetida; Adinetidae
Source: the annotation of a GenBank genome assembly